Molecule: messenger RNA, 525 nt
Organism: Marmota flaviventris (yellow-bellied marmot)
Lineage: Eukaryota; Metazoa; Chordata; Mammalia; Rodentia; Sciuridae
Source: the annotation of a RefSeq genome assembly
AUGACAUAUAUUACGUACUUAUUAAGUAUACUUUUUGUUUUAGGUUUUGUGGGAUUUUCUUCAAAGCCUUCUCCUAUUUAUGGAGGUUUAGGGUUAAUUAUUAGUGGGGGAAUUGGAUGUGGGGUUGUGUUAUAUUUUGGGGGAUCUUUUUUAGGUUUAAUAGUGUUUUUAAUUUAUUUAGGGGGAAUAUUGGUGGUGUUUGGUUAUACUACGGCUAUAGCGACGGAGGAAUACCCAGAAACGUGAGGAUCGAAUGUAGUUGUUUGAGGAGUUUUGUUGUUGGGAUUUUUAGCGGAGUUUUCAAUUAUUAUGCUCGUAAUUUUAUAUGAUGAGGUAGAGAUUGUAAUUGAGUUUAAGGAUUUAGAGAAUUGGGUGGUAUUUGAAGGGGAUGAGUUGGGGUUAAUUCGUGAAGAUUCAAUAGGGGUAGCAGCUAUGUACAGUUAUGGAAGUUGAUUAAUGGUUGUAGCUGGUUGAUCAUUAUUUGUUAGUAUUUUUAUUGUCAUUGAAAUUACACGUGGAAAUAGA